AGCCCGGGACACCCUGGGUGGUGGGUACAGUCUGUCCUGGCAGGCAGCUCACUGGCCAUUUGCUUCUCAGCAGUGCCACUGGCUCGCCUACAUCAUUCCAGGACAGCAGGGCUCCGGACACCCGUGCGCCCCGUGUGGCCCACCCACGCUUCACCCUGGAGGCCUUCGAGUGCCUGUCCGCGAGCCACGCGGGCCACCUGUGGGAGCAGCUGCGGCAGUUCUGGGCCGACCACUUCUCGCGUCGCUUCUCGCCGCGGAGGCCGCCGCUGCGGCGCAUCGCAUCCAUGUCCACUUUCUACCUGCUGGACCACCGUACGCGCCAGGCCGAGCUGGGGCUGAACUACGGCUCUCCGCGCACCCGACUGAGCGAUGAGGCCUUCGUGUUCCACGGCGGUCGCUGGACCGCGGAGAGGCAGCACGCACGCCGGCGGUCGCCGCUGCCCUCACCCACAGGCCGGACCUGGAAGUCACCAGCGCAGCCGAUCAAGAACCAGGAGGUGCUGCUGGAGGAGAACAACUACCUGAAGCUGCAGCAAGAACUGCUCAUGGACAUGCUGACCGAGACCACCGCGCGCCUGCACCUGCUGGAGAAGAAGGUGGACGCGGAUGUAGACCCUGCGGCUGCGGCGCGCGUCUGGCAGAGGAAGAUGCGCAAGCACGAGGGCCCGAGCGUGCUUGUGAUCCAGCCGCGCGCUCUGGAGUCGCGCGUGAUGUCGCAAUAAAGCCAUGCAUAAAGCAAUGCAUAAAGCCGAGCUGCGCGUGCGCGU
This is a messenger RNA of Mesocricetus auratus (golden hamster), 767 nucleotides long. It is a transcript of the gene Cby3, whose product is annotated as chibby family member 3. The coding region runs from base 285 to 722 and encodes 145 amino acids. Lineage: Eukaryota; Metazoa; Chordata; Mammalia; Rodentia; Cricetidae. The transcript has a single exon. The record is from RefSeq and is a predicted model, not a curated record.